Messenger RNA from Oncorhynchus masou masou (cherry salmon), 2062 nucleotides. RefSeq names its product centrosomal AT-AC splicing factor (gene cenatac). The record is from RefSeq and is a predicted model, not a curated record. Bases 328 to 1407 code for a protein of 359 amino acids. The transcript is spliced from 11 exons. Lineage: Eukaryota; Metazoa; Chordata; Actinopteri; Salmoniformes; Salmonidae.
AGAAGAACGAAGUUCAACGACAACUUGACACGGAAGUGAUACAACGGUCUAAAUUAGCAUUUUGUGUACACACUAGUUCUUACAAAAGCUAUUGUAACUAAAUAUUUUAGUAAGAGAAUGGUGUGCAAUUGCACCUUAUCGAUCAAUGUAUGAUAAAUAGACGCAAUAUAUUGCACGAGACAGGGCAGGGAGAGCUCGGUUAGCAAAUAAGCUACAGUAACGUAAUCUAGCUAGCCAGCCAGAUAAACAACCCUGCAUCUUCAGAUCAAUGCGUAUUUUGGGGAUGGAGUUGGUCUAACGUCUAGAAAACAAAGGGACGUGUCGAAAAUGGGUGCAUUUUACUGUGCGAUAUGUAGGCAAACAUCUUUCUCCGGAAAAGCACACAUCUUCGGGAAAAGUCACCAGAGCAAACUCAAAGUGGUCCUUGUUAAAUUCCUUGAGAAGGUGAAAGAGGCGCGUCGAACGAUAAAAAAUCCCCAGGUGGAGAGGUUCGAUUGCACUCAGCACAAACGCAAAUGUUGGUGUUACUGCUGCGGCCUCGAGGUGGAGAGAGACGUCACUGAUGGCGACAUCACUGUGUUGUUCGGGGGCUUGUUGGAACACAUGGCCAGGCCUGACCACAGGAAGGGCACCCACACAUUCUGGUGGGAGAACAAAGCUGAUCCCAAACUGAGGGACAAGUUUAUAAUCACAGAAAAUGAAAUGGAGAGAUUUAAAACGGAGGUGGCAAAAGCUUUAGGCUCAUUUGAGGAUAAGGAGGAUGGGCUUAUCAAGCAGCAAGCCACUCAUAUCCGAGCUCAGGAACAGCAUCGCCAGGAGGUCCUUCAGUCUCUCAUAGAGCCUAAGGCAGAGCUGGAGCUAUCGAACACAGAGGGCCCUUGCAACUCAGUGGACGAGGCUUCCAGUAGCUCUCACUUCAGGGCCCCUGGAUCCGAUGAGCAGGCCAGGUCUGGUCGGGUCGACCAAAUGGUGGCCAGGCAGUGGGCAGGCCCUGGACAGGGCCUGACCUUCAUUGGCUACCAGGAUUCUUCCAACAGUGGAAAUGUUCACACAGGAGCCAUCCCUCCAUGGUUACAGGAGGACCCCAAUGAGGGCAGGUCUGGGACAAUGGAGCAGGCGAUCGGUCCAUCACUCCAGGACUUCCUCAAACAGAAGGAGCAGGAGAAGCUGAAGAAACUCCCCCCUAACCGGGUGGGGGCCAACUUUGACCAUAGCUCCCAGACAGAUGCCAACUGGCUGCCCUCUUUCGGCCGGGUGUGGAACAGCGGACGCCGUUGGCAAUCCAGGCACCAGUUCAGAGAGGAAGAGGGACAGACCAACAGACACAAGAGAAAGAGGGAUCAGGGUGCUGAGGGAACAAAGAAACCAAACCGCCUGACCAGUGACUAUAGUAUGCAUUGUACAUAGAAAUGUUACAGAACAAAGCAGUUCAAAACAUGACAUUUGUUUGGAAACCAUGAAGCGCCUUUAUUUCAGGAUAUAAUGAACUAGGCUCAAUUGUAAAUUACCUUUAAAUGUCAAGCUCACUAUGCCGUUUCAAAUUUGAUUCCCGGCCAAUGUUUUUGGCACUUGUUUUAAAAUAAAAUAAUGAACUGGACUACAGCCACGCUCCUGUGUCUCACAUAUGUAGUGGAAUGUGAGGAGCGGCAUUAGCCGUUAGUUGGAGCUGGGUCUUUGAAAUACUGUCCUAGUGUCCUCUGGGUUCAAUGUAAAGCAUGUUUCCAGACUGGACCCUAAGGCCUUAGCAGGGACCCUGGUCCACUUGUUGGUCUUUGCACUUUAUUUCAUUGGAUGGCGUUUCGCCAUCCUCAAUCUUUGGGUUUAGGGGUUAUUAACCUGUCUGAACAUUAAUGAAAUAAAGUGCACUGACCCUGGGCCACUUGUCCAAGGCCCCAGGGUUCCAGUCCGGAAGCACGCUUUCCACUGAACCCAGGACACUUUCGGUAUUGCAUUUUAGCUGAAGUCAAGUCCAAAAAGAUGGCCGCGUAGUCAAAUGUGAAAAUUGCAAAUAAAAUUGUAGUCAUCAUUGUACAAAAAAACAUCCAUUAAAUUAUUCAAGUCA